AGUUUAUAUAACUUGUUCUUUCUGCCCAAUUUAUUAAAAUCAACAAGAAUUUACUAGUAUCAUGUUGGCCAUUGGUGACGUUAUAUUGAGAGCCUUUAACUUUGUUAUAUUGGUCAUUGCCUUAGGUUUGACCGGUUCGUUGGCCGCCACUACCUCUGACCACACAAACCCCCAAGUUAACUUUGCUGUAUUUGCUGCUGCUUUUGGUCUCUUGACCUCAAGUGUCUAUGGAGUAUUUGCUUACUUGUUUGCCGCCUUUGCCUGGCCUUUGAUUUUGGCGGUGUUUGACUUUUUGAACCUCAUCUUCACCUUUGCCGCUGCCACUGCCAUUGCUGCUGCCAUCCAUGUUCACUCUUGUUCUAAUGAUGACUACGUUGAUGACAACACCAUUGCUCAAGGAAGUUCCGGAAGAUGUAGAAAGGCCCAAGGUUCGGUUGCCUUCCUUUACUUUUCCUUUGCUAUCUUUUUUGUGUCGACGGUGUUUGCUUUCAUCUCCGUUCUCAAGGGUGGUUUGUUUGGCACUUCCUCCAAGUCUGCUCCAAGAGUAGGUGUUCCAACCAUGUCUCAGGCCUAAGUCCAUUUUCUUACCACUACCCCCAUACCCUUCUUGAAUGCGACAUUAUUGGUUGACUCAAAAUAAGUGGUGGUGGUAUGGAAGUGUGCCUCCCCCUUUAGAUAACUCCUUUAUUUUGAAUAUCAGUGUUCUGUGUUUAGUGUAUUAUUUUGUUUUGUAAAAGUCACUUUUAGUCAAUAAACUAAUUUGAGUU
Messenger RNA from Yamadazyma tenuis ATCC 10573, 767 nucleotides. It is a transcript of the gene NCE102, whose product is annotated as Nce102p. Gene Ontology annotation, cellular component: eisosome; plasma membrane. The record is from RefSeq and is a predicted model, not a curated record. Gene Ontology annotation, biological process: eisosome assembly; protein localization to plasma membrane. Lineage: Eukaryota; Fungi; Ascomycota; Pichiomycetes; Serinales; Debaryomycetaceae.